CAUAGACAAAAGAGGGAGGAAGUUUGUAAGUGAUCGAUUUUACGCCGGCCUCAACUUCUCAACGGCAUUUUUCUUUGUUUGCUCGUAAGCGUGUGGACAAUAAUUAAACAGCAUCCGCGCGUCCGUGUCCAACUAUUACAAUGGCGAACAUGUUUCGCGGAGUUACCGUCUCCGCUGUAAACAAUGACGGCACCCAGACUCCGCGCUUCAAUUUUCCCACAAACGUAAACGUGGAUUACGAUCCGCAAGGGCUAAGUGUUAAAGUGAUACGUGCUGAUCCAGUGUUAGCUCAAGAAGUGCUCGAAUUCCCCGUCCACAACCAGAGCGAGUGUUCCCGCGUCGUCGGCCAGUCGUAUAUUUUUACGAUCGACAAUGAAACUUUAUUUUUCAAGUUUGCGUCCGAAGUCGACUGUCAGAAUUUUCACCUGCUCGUUAGUAAAAUUAAGGCGGGUCGAUCAUCUUCAGUUUUCACAGUGCGCACUGAAGAUUCGUCGGCGAUGCAAUAUUUUCAAUUUUAUGGUUACCUAAGUCAGCAGCAAAACAUGAUGCAGGAUUAUGUGAGAACGAGUACGUAUCAGCGAGCCAUACUGUCUAACAUCAAUGAUUUUAAGAACAAAGUGGUGCUAGAUGUGGGAGCUGGUUCAGGUAUUUUGUCAUUUUUUGCCGCGCAAGCUGGUGCACGGAAGGUAUAUGCUGUAGAGGCUAGUAAUAUGGCCCAUCACGCCCAAGCUUUAGUACGCGCCAACGGCCUCCACGACCGCAUCACGGUCGUAGCUGGCAAAAUAGAGGAGAUUGAGUUGCCAGAGACUGUAGAUGUGAUCAUUUCAGAGCCGAUGGGAUAUAUGCUGUAUAAUGAGCGUAUGCUGGAGACAUAUCUUCAUGCAAAGAAAUGGUUGAAGCCCAACGGCAACAUGUACCCAACUCGUGGUGAUUUGCAUAUAGCACCAUUUACUGAUGAUGCAUUGUUUAUGGAACAAUACAAUAAGGCAAAUUUCUGGUACCAGACAUGCUUCCAUGGAGUUGAUCUCAGUGCACUACGCACGGCAGCUAUGAAGGAAUACUUUAGGCAGCCUAUAGUUGACACAUUUGAUGUUCGUAUCUGCAUGUCAAGAUCUGUGAGACAUGUGGUUGAUUUUCUAAAUGCACAUGAAACUGAUCUCCACCGUAUUGAAGUACCGUUCAGAUUUGAGUUAACACAGUCUGGCACAUGCCAUGGUCUUGCAUUUUGGUUUGAUGUUCUCUUUGCUGGAAGCACACAACACAUAUGGCUAUCAACAGCGCCAACUGAGCCACUCACACAUUGGUAUCAAGUUCGUUGUUUGCUUGAGACACCAAUAUUUGCUAAACAAGGCCAAGCUUUGACGGGCCGUGUGCUUCUAUUAGCUAAUAAGAGACAGAGUUACGAUGUUACCAUGGAGGUAAACUUGGAAGGAACUAAUAUAUCAUCAUCUAACACACUAGACUUAAAGAAUCCAUACUUUAGAUAUACUGGCGCACCGGCGGCACCACCGCCAGGCGUGAACAGCACUUCUCCCAGUGAAUCAUACUGGAACUCACUGGAGACCACUGCCACCCUUAGUAAUGGACAGGGUGUCAUACUCACCGAUGGCACACAGCAGUAUUGCUCUACCCCAGACCAGACCAUUGCUUACAGUGCCCAUCCUAAUAUGAUUAAGACAGUGAUGCUGCAAGAAGAAUUCAUCAAGAGGAUCGGGAUUAGUCAAAAUGGGGACAUAUAAUCCGCGAAGUCGCGCCGAGCGCGCCUUAGGGCUAUAAGGAACCGUAAUCGGUUGUGAACACUCUUCCGUUCAGACUCUAUUAGUGUGUAAGAGAACUUAUUUAUUUCAAACGAAACAUCACAGUGGAGAGGACUGUAUCUAAUACUAGAAGUUCAACUGGCCUUGUCAAUGAAAGUGAAAUGCAAUAAGAACCAAGCGCCUUCUAGGUCAACAUUUUGUUUGAUCAUGACGCUUACUAGUGUAAUUUGAUGACAAAUCUGCUCGUAUGUUAAUUAUGAAAAAAUUAUUGUAAAUAAUCUGUGGUGGUUAGGAAAUAACUGGCCGAAAUGUUAAGGGUUGCUCUAGAAUUAGCUAGAGUUGAAGUACACUUAGUAUAAGCAAUAAGUGCUGACUUUCAAUGAUAAUGCUUAUCAUUGUCAAUACUCAUUUAUCAUUAGAUCAGGCUCAAUCAUAUUAGUUAGGUAGGGGAAUCAAGCAUUAUAAAGGCAGGUAGUGAUGUAAGGAUGUUCUUAGUUUGGUCACAAUUAUCUAUGGUCCAUAUAUUUCAUAAUUUGAAUUUAGAAUGGUAUAUUAUAUGAUAAUGGCCAUACUGAAAAUCCUUACAUAGGUAACAGUUGAGACUGGUUAUGAUUCCUUGUCUGCCGAUCAAAAAAAAACUCUUGAGAGAUUGUGGAUAACACCUGGAGAGCAGCAGUAACGAGAUACUUUGCUGAUAUUUUUAUACAUAGCCAUAAAUGUUAUGUUAAUUCUGUAAAUAUUUUAAAUUUAGGAUAAAGUUAGUAACAUUUCUAUUUUUUUUUUGUUACUGAAAUUUAUCAGUAUUGAUUUUGUGUUCUAUUCUCUCUUUUUUGUCAGGCAGGGCCUAUUACAUUACAUAAUAGCUACUUAUCUAGUUAAUUUAUAGGACUAAAUAAUGUGAUUAAUUUAUAUUUUACAUGUGAUAUCACAAUUAUGAAAUCUAAUUUAAGAUGACACAUUAGUAAUUAAAAAAAAAAAGUGAAUAUACAAGUUUCCUUUCUCAAACAUGUGAUAUUAAACUUUAAAAAAAUCUCUGUAUUGUUUAUAAAAAAAGUAUUUCUAAUAUGCCUAAAUAUUAUUAUUUAUAAAAGACAAAGCACUUCAAUAGUUAAAAAAGGUUUUUGUGGGGCAUUUCUAUAAAUAAAGAGAUAGGUAUAUUGGUAUAGUUAAGAAAUGCAAUGUUAUAGUAAUACAAGAUUUAUUUGGAAAGAAAAAUCAUCCAGAUUUUGAUGCAGGCUGUAUGUAAUGUGAUAUGACCUUAUUUGAAAUAAUUUUCCUAUUCACAUCGUAACUAGGGUUACCAUUUGAUUUGAAAUGUCCCAAUAAAAAAAUUCGGAUAUUUUAUUCGCAAAGAGAUUUAACACUGGCAAAUUUAAUAGUUGCCAUAUAAAAAAAUAAAUCGCACGCAAAGCGUAUGUUUUCAUGUUCAACGCGAAAAAUCAAAAGCUGGACGAAGAUGGUAACCCUAACAGUAACCAGCUGAGAUCUACAAUCUUGCGUCAUAUAGCUGAUAAACAAUGGAAAUAAUUUUGGUGCUGUACCUGUUUGCACAAAUAAUAGUUUUCUUAUAACAUGACUACCUCACGAUUUGGCAGACAAUUGGAGCUUUAUAAUCGUCCAUCAUUUAACGGCGAGGUGCAAAUUAACUUGUCAAUUUAUAUGGUUUUUAUCUAUUGUAAGUUCCAUUUGAAAUUGGACUUAUUUAACUGUUUUUUAGGUGUUGUUUUGUAGUAAGAGAGUGAGACUCGUAGUUUUACAAAUUACUUUUGUAAUGUUUAUACCAGCUUCAGUAAUACUCAUGAUUAGUAUUUAAAAAAAAUGUGUUUUAAACGUUCACGAGCUGAGUUGGCCACGUACCAUCAGGCGGGCCGUCUGCUUGACAAUUAUAAGUCGACUAUACAAUUCCAAUUUCGGUUAAUAAAAUAUAAUCUAUAAUUUUUGUACCUCGACGUUAAAUGAGAGGACUACUUUUUAUUAUAUACUUUAAAGCGAUUGUCAAAAAGUCUUUCAUCGAUUGGCUAUGUUAGUAGGGUUGCCAUGUUUAGGAAAAAUUCGCAGCGUCGAGCUGCCAUAUCAUAAUAAGGAUUUGAUGACACGCUUGUAACUUGUAACUAUUAUGGAGCAUGUUACGUUAGAUUAGUUGUAGGUAGUCAUAGAAUUUUUAGUUAUCGACGUCAGAAUACAGUUGGCAACCCUGUUUGUGAAACCUAUAAUAAAGCCAGACUCGCUUGCCAUUAAAUCAAUUAUGUUAUUAAGAGCAAUUCACUUAUAAAAGCCGACUCGGAAUUGUAAAGAAACAAUCAAGCAGCCUGACUUGACGAUUACAAUUAAAAUGUGAUAUGCUUUGUCAUUAUUAAGCUAAUAAUAAUGUCCCCCUAUUAAACAUAUGGCCUCCAUAAAAUAGAGAAUUUUUUUUAUGGAAUAUAAAUUGUAUGGUAUCUCCGCCUGCAUUGUCUUUAUACGUUGGCGGUCCACCACUGAGUUUUAGGAGACUAGAACGUGAUAACUUCGAAACGUGUAGCGUUAAAGUCGAAAAGUUAAUCCUGCACCCGUGAUUCCGUGGCAGGUGCGGAUGAAAUCCGGUCAGAGGGACCAUUAUGACAAAUUCACUAGAUAACAGCUACGAUAUUAGGGGAUGGUAUAGACGUUGAUCUGAUAGGUAUUGCUAGCAAGUGGACUACUAAAUUUUACGACCUGUUCCCCCAAUCACCAGAAUUUUGGUGUAGGCGUUUUUUUUUAGUUUUUGUGUACAAUAUUUUGUUUUUCUAAUUGCAACACAUUCUGGGGAUGAAUGGGAACAGUGAUAAAUAUACUACACAGGGUUCUUAUUAAACAUCUACUUGUCCGUAGAAUAUUAUUUAUAGCACUUGCUUUGCUUGCGUUGACAUACGGUUUGAGACAUUUAUUUCUCUAAAGAUUUACAUGAAUCAUUUAAAUGAGAAAUUUCAAAACUAUGAACAUGCACUUAAUAUCUACUGUUAGCGAGCGUAAUUUAUCAAACAUCAACUAGAAAUAAAAAAUAAUGUGUAACUACCUUCAUUUUAUAAAAAUUAUAAAACAAUGCGACUCGAUACAACAAGUUGCUUAUAAUGUAAGGACAAUAUCUACAAUCUUCGUUUAACUUCGGUAAAGUUAUCUUAAAACCGAUAUAAAAGUGGUUUCAAGUACUAUUGCUUUUCAUAUAAUUUACUUUACUACAUAGUAUAAAACAAAGUCGUCCCGCUGUCUGUCUGUCCCUAUGUAUGUUUAGAUCUUUAAAACUACGCAACGGGUUUUUUUAAUAGAGUGAUUCAAAAGGAAGGUUUAUAUGUAUAAUACAUGCAUAAUAUUGUAGAGAAACACUGAUAAAUUUAGAGGUUUCUAAUGUGACGUAAAUAAACACAUUUUUUUGCGCUUACAUUGCAAACGCUAGCUGAACCCUACGAGAUAGAUCAAAAUAAUGUACUACAGUAUUGUAAACCUUAAAAAGGUCAACAAAAACACCGCGAUGGUAUAUGUCUAUCUCUUAGGGAUAACCCACAAUAACCAUUUUUUAUCCUUUACUUUUUACGAGGAAUAAUGGCUUUUACUAAGCAAUUUUAAGCAAUACAGCAUUAAUCCUUAUCCAAUUAAGUAUUUUAAAUAUGUUACGUUAAAAAAAAAAAAAAAAAAAUACAUAUUUGAAAUUGUAUUCUGUAUAUUUAGUAUCAACAUUGCACCCGUGUGAAGCCGGGUCGGAUUGCUAGUAUAUUAUAAUUUAUUAUUACUUACUAGCGGCCCGUUCCGGCUUCGCACUGGUGGACAUUUUUACAUUUAAAAAAGUGGCCGUUUUCUCAACAUUUCCCUUCACUGCUCUGCUCCUAUUGAUCGUAGCGUGAUGAAAAGUAUACUAUAACCUGCCCAGGAGUAUGAAGAAUAAUUGUAACAAGUUUCGUUAAAAUCCGUCGAGUAGUUUUUGUUUCUAUAACGAACAUACAGACAGGCAGACAGACAAAAAUUUUAUUGAUUGCAUUUUUGGCAUCAGUAUCGAUCACUAAUCACCCCCUGAUAGUUAUUUUGGAAAUAUAUUUAAUGUACAGAAUUGACCUCUCUACAGAUUUAUUAUAAGUAUAGAUAUAUAUAACCUAAUAAAAUCGGCCUUCGUAUGGGUUUCAAAUUGUUUAUAGGAAGUAAAGGGAGAAACAGACACGUAAACAGCGGCUUUUAUGUUAUUUAGAGAUUUAGACAAAUGAUCUCUUCGUACGUACACUGAUAGACAGAUAAUCCACAAUUUUAGUAUUAGUUCUGAUGCUUGAAUUAGACAUGGCAAGUCAGAAGUGUUAAAUACCUUAUUUAUACAGUUUUAAAGUUGAAUUUACAAUCUCUCCAAUCGAAAUACCUUUACUGAAAAGUGGGAAAAUUUUUAAUUCAAAUGUAAUUUUUUUGUGUACAUUACACUGUGUGUUGGCCAAUUGCCAAAAGUAAAGUAAUUGUUAUGAUUAUUUUUUUUAAGACUUCAAAAAAGAAAGAUUUUCGAAUAUAUAUAUAUAUAUAUAUAUAUAUAUAUAUAUAUAUAUAUAUAUAUAUAUAUAUAUAUAUAUAUAUAUAUAUAUAUAUUGUUUAUGUUAAGCGAUUUAUUUGAUAAUGAAGUAAUUUUCAUGACAUUUACAGUCUAUUAAAUAGAUUUUUUUUUUGUAACAAAUGUUUAGCGAAAAAUAUUCUAGUUUUUUUUUUCUUGCAACUUUGAAUGGCAAACAAGCUGACGGCCCACCUGAUGGAAAGUGGUAAACGUCGCCUAUAGAUAUGAGCAAUACCAUGGACAUAACAGAGUAUACUGUUUCGCCCAUGAUACCCCCCAUGCGUUGCCAUUCCUGAGGACUCAGGUGUUAUUCCUCUGUACCCUGUAAAUUUACUAUUGAAAUGUUAAACCAUAACGGGUUUUAAAAGCAUUUUCAAAAGUAUUAGAUUCUCAAUUCGACUUAUUUUUUUUUGUUGUGACUACGUUAUGCGAUUAAGUCGCCGUUUUUGAACCGAUUCGGAUUAUUCUUUCAAUAGUUGAUAGAGUUUGAUUUAAUUUUUUUUCUAUCGAAUCCGCCGUUUUGUACGGAACAAAAAAGUUUUUUUUUAGACCAAAGUCUACUUAUACGAUUCCGUCUUCUUAAUUCAAAUAUUUUUAUUCUGUCUACUUAACUAAUGUGAUGUUUUGUUUCAAUUGAAAUCGGCCAUUUAAUUAGUUUUUUUUUAUGUUUAUAAAAAAAUCGUUUUGUAUAAUGGAAGGAAUUAUUGGUUGAGACCGAAUCAUGAAUCAUUCAAUCUAAAUAUUUGAUCAAUCAGCCAUGAUCUUAAUAAACGAAUAGGUAGUCUGUGUACAUAAUUGUUACUUCAAUAAAUGUAUUUGAAGUACGUAUAGUUUAAAUAAUGACAAUGGAAUGGUAAACUCGCCUGCGCUAUCGGUACACGCUGGCGGGGCCUAAGUGAGAAUGAAAGGGCAGGUCGGAUCGCCCAUCGUGAUGAAUAUACCUGGAAUUAAGUACGAUGGUUACCAGGGGGACCACGUGGGGGUCGACCUGAUAGGGUAUAUUGUUAGCAAUGGGACUAGUAGUCCGCAUUACUAACAAUUCCUUUUAAGCUAUAUAGAUUAGCCCAUAGCGUACUAGUUAUUUUAAUUGCCCCAAGGAAAAUAAUCUAUCGGACGGGCCGUAUGCUUGUAUCUAUCAUAGUCUCUUUCCGUUUAAGAGAUCCUCUUGUCGAUGCACCUAAUUCAUGCAUUAAUAUGAAAUUAUUAAUUUGUAUGAAUUCCACUACGGUACGGGAAAACUACCCAUGUACCCAACAGAACCUCUGUUCAAAUGAUUUUUUUUCUUUUCCAAUAUAUUGCAAUUUUUUUUUCAUUAUGCAGUUGACAAUAAAAAAAAUGGUGAUUAGAAAAAGAUAGAUAUACAUAUAUAGAAAGACUGUUUGAUUGUUUCUGAUAGUCGAAAACGUUUCUACCGUUCUUAUAAAUUCGUCCCGCUUCUUACCGUAUGCGCAUAAAUCAAAAUUAAAACAUCACAAGAGAUAAAAUAAGUCAAUAAUUUUAAUUUAGUUUUAAGUUAUGUGAUACUUUAUUUUAAAUUGAAGACAUGAGUGGAUGAAGGUGAUAUGUUGUAUUUACGGAUUUUCCCUAUUCUGUAAAUGGAUAGAAGUGUUAGCAGGUGAUAUGGACAUACUGAUAUAAUUUACACACGAUUACUGUAACUUAUAGCCUUAAAUAUACAUAUAGUAUACUAUAUGUAUAUAUUUUUUUACAUACAUACAUACAUAUCUGUCACGCCUGUCUCCCAUUAGGGUAGGCAGAAACAAUGGAACGCCAAAUGCUUCGAUUCAAACAAACCUCUUUCGCUUCUUCCAUAUUUUUUUUUGAUGGAUGAAAAUGGUAUGGUAACCCCGCCUACGCUAACGGGAUACGCUGGCGGAGCACCAGUGAAGGGUGAUCGAUGAGAAUGAAAAACAGGCCAGUUAGCCCGUCAUGAUGAAUUCAUCAGGAAUUGAUCAUGAUAGUUUCCAGGGAGAACCGCGAGGAGGUCGACCUGAUUGGGUGUAUUGCUAGCAAGGGACUUCUCAGUCUCCAUUACUAACAAUCCCUUUCCCCCCUGUGUAUAUAUUGGUCGUUUGGUCCCGGCAUAGAAUAGGCCACACACUCCUUCCUGUGGGUGUCGUUAGAGUUGACUAAGAUAAUGGCGAGGUAUGGGUAGCAGUGGUCAUCUUAAAACAUCCCUAAAGCCUAACUGCAGUUGUCAAUCCAUCUGCCAAGCGUAACUACUGGUAAAACACCUUUAGAGGGCUUAUGUUCAGCAGUGGACAGUUAAUAGGCCUCACCCAUAAGGGGGUUUUUGCCAGCAGUUGUCAUCCUUGGCAGAUCGAUUGUUAAUCGAAGUUGAGCUUUGGUGAUGUUUUAAGAGGGGCACUGCUGUCCAUCGCUCGACAAAUUAGUUCACUUAGUCGCCUCUUAUGACACUCACGGGAAAGUACGAGAUGGGCUAUACUAUGUCGGGAUCGUAUGGCACCAAUCAAUGUAUAUAAUAGCAAAAAUCCGGAAAAAAAUAUACGAAUGAAACACAUUGUACGUGCCUAUAAAAUUUGGGGGUUACCUUUCAUUUGUCUAGGAUUCUAUUAUCAGAUCCUGACUUGUCACCUCAGGAGUAAAGAUUUUUUUUAAAUUUGUCGACAUUUGAAUGUAGUAUCGGUGGGCAUACAUAGAAAAAAUAUACAGUCGAACAUAGAAUCUCCUCUUUUGAAGUCGGUUAAAAGUACGAUAUAUCGCCUUUACCUGUUCUUGUUUUAAAUUAUUAUGUACUUUGAUAUUUUUACUAUAUUGUCACUGCCUGCCCCAUGGCCUCGUAUUACCGCGGCGUGAUGAUAGUUAUAGGAUAUUAGAGAUUUGUGUGCAUACGAUAAUGAAAUCGGAGUAAAAAAGUGGGGUUCUAAUGGCCACUUUGGGUGAAUCAUAAAAGCAUCCAAAACGAUUCAUUUUUGCAUUAACAUCUGAACGUCAGUAUUUGUAAAAUCGUCAUAGUCGUAGAAUACUGAUGGAUCUGACAAAUAUUACAUAUAAAAAUCCGUCGGUAUUCUACGAUUAUGACGAAAUGACUCUAUUUAUAUGAAUUGUGUUGAAGAAUCUCGUUAUUUAAUGGAUUUAUAUAUAAUCGUCCAUUUUGGGGAUUUUCAUUGAAAAGUGUCGUUUAGAUGUUUAGCAAAUAUAUAUCUUUUUAGAAUUCUGUUUGUAUUCUUGGGCCUUAAUAAACAUUUUACAUGAUUCAAUUCACUCGUUCAUCGAUUCACGGAACUUUAGGAAGGGCAUCGGUAACAGAUGACGCGAAGUGCCUGUUAUAGUUUCCCAAGUAUACGAAAUGAAUAAUAAUUAUUAUGAUUCACUUAAAGUGGCCACGUGGCUGUUUUAACCCCAUAGUUGAACCAUAAAAACAUGAAGUGUGUGUAAAUAAUUUACAGAUUCGACAUUGGGACCAAUUUUGAGGUGUUAUUUUCUCUAAACCCAUCUCUCAUAUUUUUAUUUUAUAGAUAAUUUUGUAAAAUUACCACAAUUUAGACUUAAGUCUAUUAAAAACUGAGUCCAUUUUGUUUUUUUUUUUUACAGUAAAUAUUUGUCUAUGGUAUCAAUUAAAUUUUAAAUUUAGAGAUUGGUUUUGGGUAAAUGGCGCUUCAGAAUCGACCUCAUUGGUUUUUCCAUAACGGCACUUUUUAAGAAUCCAAAAGUAAUUAUGGUUGUGUAUUUAGGUGAAUCAAUUUAAUCAUGAAUUCAGCGUUGGGCCCUGAUGCUGUAAACUUUGAAACUGAUAUUGUUUGACAGCAUAAAUGAUUGCAAUCAUUCUGAUGACAUAAUUAAAAUUAAAUAUUUCUCGUGGAAAUUGUAUUAUUUAUCGUUCAUUUUUAAUGGUUUCCGAAAGACAACAGAUUUUCAAUUAAACUAUAUUUGUUUACUGAUUUUAAUGUGGCUUUUUAAAUCGAAUGUUCUCCCGUGUUGGUUUCAUGAUUGCCAGAUCAUUAAGUGUUAUAUCGUUGGUACUUAUACUCUAUGUCCAAUUACAAGACAAUUUAAAAUCAUAUUUUAACCUAUUUAAAAAAAGACCUCAAAAUUUCCUAGUUAAAAGGAAAGAAUGGAGAAAACCGAUGUAUCUGGAAAAAUCCUUAGCUACAGUAAUAAAACAAUUCAUACAUUACAUACAUAAUACAUUUUUAUGAUUGCCAUGUACAGUACAAACACUGUCCAUAAAAGAAACUGUUUAUUUUAUUUUUAUAUCUGUCUUGCUAAAUGUUGCGAUAUGUCGCUAACAAAUCGACAAUAUCAAAGGCAAAGUUUACAUCAAUCAGUGUUAAGAAUGUGCAGUGUUUAAAUGAUUUUCUAUCGCUGCAAAGCCCAAUGGGAAUUAGAACAAUUUUUGUUAUGAAAAGAAAAAUGUUAUUUUUGAAGUGAAACAGUGGCAAAUUUUGUGCAAUCGUAUACACGCGUUAGUGCACGUAUCAAGUCCAGUAUUAAAUAAGGAUUGUCCAUAUUACAACGGGCAAAAGACGGUCGGGCACAAGGGGUGAAAUAUAAAUGUUAUCAGUGACAAACUACACAGGGUUUGUCACGAUUCAAAAAAUUCUUUGUUUAUAUAAAAUUGUAGUUAUUCGUAAUAAAGCGUAUAACAAAAUAUCUUUAUAAAUCCUUACCGAGAAUCGCCCUUUGGAUAAAAAAUUUAAAUAAUAGUGAAAUAUUAAAUUUCAACUUUGUUGAAUUUCGUUAUUUAAUUGAAGGGACUUGGGGAAUAUUCAAUUAUAAUACUAAAACUAGGAAAAAAUUGUUCCUCGUCUACCGUAAACGCAAGACGAAAAUAAUUCUUGACGUAUUUUCUGUUCGAAUCUGAGUAAUGAUUCACAUGAGUUCGUGGCAAAUUCCAGGUAAAUAAAACCUUUAAUAUUAUACGUGUAGAAUUCCAAAUUAAUUUGUUACUAGAUGGAUCGAAUGCCGGGAUUUCUUUGCCCGUGAAAUAAUAAUAUUUGAGCAUUUUAUAUUAACCUUGUCGUGCCCGCCCGUUCUCUGCCCGCUGUAAUAUGAAUACUCCUUUACACUUUUUGUUUUCUAAAACAAUGCACGUCCAUGUAAAUCGUUCCUUCUGAUGACAAAUGUAUCUCACUUUAUUACGAUUAUAUGGAAAAAGUUUGGACGGCAAUUUUUGGUAAUUAUAACAAGUAAUACUAAUCUAUAAUA
This is a messenger RNA of Galleria mellonella (greater wax moth), 11463 nucleotides long. RefSeq names its product histone-arginine methyltransferase CARMER (gene Art4). Gene Ontology annotation, biological process: peptidyl-arginine methylation. Bases 141 to 1739 code for a protein of 532 amino acids. The transcript has a single exon. The record is from RefSeq and is a predicted model, not a curated record. NCBI's taxonomy places the organism in Eukaryota, Metazoa, Arthropoda, Insecta, Lepidoptera, Pyralidae. Gene Ontology annotation, molecular function: protein-arginine N-methyltransferase activity.